This is a messenger RNA of Plectropomus leopardus (leopard coralgrouper), 456 nucleotides long. NCBI's taxonomy places the organism in Eukaryota, Metazoa, Chordata, Actinopteri, Perciformes, Serranidae. The record is from RefSeq and is a predicted model, not a curated record.
CUCACCUGUCUGUCUCUCCUGUCCGUCUCUCCUGUCUGUCUCACCUGUCUGUCUCUCCUGUCUGUCUCACCUGUCCAGCUCCCGGAGGUGUUGCUGUGGUCGAAGGAGCAGAAUGAGGAGAGGAGUCUGAACCUGACCGAGUUCACUCAGCACUUCAACAACGUCUCCUUCUGGGUCCGUUCGGUCAUCAUGCUCCAGGACAAAGCUCAGGACAGAGAGAAGCUGCUGCUUAAGUUCCUGAAAACCAUGAAGCAUCUGCGGAAGCUGAACAACUUUAACUCUUACCUGUCCAUCCUGUCGGCGCUGGACUCCGCCCCCCUGCGGCGGCUCGACUGGCAGAGAAGCACAGCUGAGGCUCUGGAGGAAUACAGCUCUCUGAUUGACAGCUCAUCAUCGUUCAGAGCCUACAGAACAGCUCUGGCUGAGGUGGAACCUCCCUGUAUACCCUACCUGUAG